CAGUCGCUUCAAUCAGUCUGUUCACGUUCACCGUUCGAAACGGUUCGUUUGGUGGAGCUCUCUUGCUUACACGUGGUUCUCGUUCCGUCUCAGUGCGCUCCGCUCCAAGCAACGACGUCGUUGUAUUUCGAGCAACGGUUUCACACAUUCGCUUUGUUACUUUGCAAUGCUGAUUGUUGUACGUUGAAGAAAAGGCUUGUUUCUCCUCCGUGGUGUUGGUUGCUGGAGUGCAGUUUUUUUUUAUGUGUGAUCGCGAUUUGACGGGCUUCUCCGCGGGCUAAGGUCUUUCCUACUUAAGUGGCCUAUCACCGCUGUCUGCCCGAUAACGGUGCUUUCAAGUGUGUGCGCAAGAAGCGCUUGAUACCGUUCAAGUACCGUGCGACGCCUAUUGUUUCGCGAAACGAUAUCACUCCUGAGAAUCCAAAUCUGCUCAUUGCUGAUUGUAGUUUGAAAGAUUUUACAUAAUAAAUUAAAUCAACCGCAGCGUCGUUGUGUUUGUGUUAAAUCGUUGAUAUUUUCAACCGCCAUACCACUGUGGUAGUCAGCUUAGCGGUGAAAAACUAAGCCGACUUGAAUUAAGGUACCUUCAGUUGCGUACACACCAACACAGUGUGUUGAGAUCGUAAUAAGUCGAGAAAUUUUGAUUGAAGAGUAAACGGCAGUGCUGAGUCAGAAGAGUGCACAACUGAGCAAUACACGUGUGUGUAGGUGUGGGUCUGUUCAAGAAGAGCAUUUGAGAAAAGUGCACAUCUCAACUUCAACGAUUUAAGUCCCAACUGAGAUGUGUGUCAGCCUGAUGUAGUGUAUGAAGUAAAAUUAAUCAUUGAUUAAAAGCGUGCUGCGAGCACUGAGUGUGUUUGUAUAUCUAUAUAUGCCGUUGUGUUCAUCGCGAAAUGUGUAAAAUCGGUGAUCUACUUUUUGAUCUUGUUGUAUAGUUCCUCUCGGAGGUGUGUGGAAAUAAAAAAAGAGUUGCACGUAGAUCUCGCGAAGUGAUUCACUCGACUUGUGGCGGAUGGACAGAAUUAAUUUGAAAACAGCCAAGAAGAAGCAGACGGCUGCGACAAAGCAAAGGUCAUUGAGCGUAAAUAUUUUCACUACAUGCUACGUCGGGCUUGGCAUACGCGAGUGUGCUAUUGUGUCAGCACAACCCUGAGUGCUGAAAUUGAAGCUACGUACGACGGGGCGCUAAAGAAGCUGUUUUUCGUUGAUUGAUCGUGAACCGAAAUCGAGUGUGUUGUACUACCGCCUUACACGGAUAAAGGCGACGAGAAGUUUUGGGAUUGCAAGCUGAUGGAAUAACAAUUAUGACAUGGGAUCCUGUUCGAGACGACAUUUCUUGUUGUCAAUAUGCGUUCUGCAGUUGUUAUUUAUCAUCGAGCGGCAGGUGUUUGACUUCCUCGGAUACAUGUGGGCACCGAUACUGGUGAACUUCUUUCAUAUAAUAUUUGUGAUAUUUGGAUUCUUUGGUGCCUAUCAAUAUCGUCCAAAGUAUUUAGUAACGUACUCACUAUGGAAUCUUUUAUGGAUAGGAUGGAACGUAUUCCUAAUAUGUUUCUAUUUAAAUGUAGGACUCUUAGAUAGGGAUAGCGAUUUAUUAAAUUUAGGUACUGGCAGCGUGUCAUGGUUCGAGGUGAACGGCUACGGUUGCAAGCCGACCUACCCGAUGAACAUCACUUCGGAGGAUCCAUACCGGCCGGUGAGGCCAGAACGGGUCGAUGGCUGCUUGCUAGACUAUCACAUAGUAGAAAUAACACACUCCGGAGUGCAAUGUGCGCUGGCGCUACUGGGUCUCUUCGGAGCCAUCUGUCUGGGGCAUACGUAUCUGGACGAGGACGAUAGCUCCAGCAGAAAUAGUAAAAAAUCCAAACAUCGCCAAUCGCUAUAUUCGAUUGAGUUCUCGCGUCCGGUGGACGCUAUUCGACGAACGCACGAAGACGAUGAUCUCCGGGGCCCAUCGCUCAGUCCGAAACCGAUGACCCCACGCCGUGUAAAGCGACGAUCUGUGAUGCAACGUGGCACGACCAGCCGCCAAAGUACGACCAGCCGGCGAAGUCACACCAACAACCGGAGCAGUGUGAGAAACUCCCGCCGGAAAGUGCACCAAAAUCCGGUGACCAAACUUAUGAACCAGCAAAGCGCAGGGACUAUGACCCUAACCAAAACCUUCCCGCAGUUUGCGCACAAUAAAAAUUCUGAACUGACUGAAUCCAAUCUCAAGUCGCUAAACAACGACUACAUCAUGAGCCAAACAGCAGCCUCCAUGUUGAACAAUUUUAGCCAAGGCGCCACCAAUAAUCUGAACACAUUCAACCAUCCUCCGAGGCACAACACUCAUACUCCUACCCUUCCAGAUGGCAGUCCCAUCGAUCCUAUCUACUACAAUAUGAACUCCUCUUCGCCUUUGCUACAGCAACAAACUUCAUGGGCUUCCUCGAAUGCUCCAGGCGUCGGAGGCCAUUCCAAUCCAACCUAUCAACAUUCAAUGUCCAAUUUGAAUCACAGCCCAGAACUUAACGAAGAAUACUACACCAACAACCGGCCACCAUCCGUGCGAUCCAGCUAUUCAAAUUUUCAUGGAACUCGGCCAUUGAGCUCAUACUCCGCGGUUGGGAACAUGAACAUCACCCAGCCAGGUGCGACCGGAGAGAACGUAUUCGCCAGUCUAACCAAUCAACAGCAGAUGCAGCCUCAACAACAGCAACAGCAACAUCAGCAUCCACAACAGACCGCAAUGGUGGACACAAUGGGUGGCGAUCCAAUGGCUAUCCCUCAGCUACCCAAUCGGCGGUCGGUUUCACGGGAAAGUAUUCGGGCGAUGCAGUUUCUGAACAGUGGACCCCCGGCUUACAAUCUGAACUACCAUACGCCGCCGGAAUCAGAGACCACUAUGUAAAUAAUGAUACCCAAGAAAUCCUUCUAGGUGAAUGGACUGGAACCUAUCUCAUAGCACCGAAAGUAUAGGCUAAUAGUUUUAUAAGUGACAUACGUAUCAAUCCGUCCUAGCUGAUGUUGAGUGUAUAAAAUGGUACACUUUUACGUAACAAUGAUCUGAACUUAAUAGGAAAAUAGUUUAAUGAUAGCUUUCGUUUUAUUGUACAUAAAUAGCCUAAGAUACUAACAUUGAUGGAUGAAAUUGGUAUGGUUUGGGAGAGUGAGAUUUUUGAAAUCAUUAGAGUGCAUUGUGCAAAUAUUCAUUUUAUGCAACAGGAGUGAUCUUCAAUAAUGUUAUCCUCGUGAAUAACAUGUUAAAUCUAUGAAACGUUCAAUGUGAGAAGUUAUGCAUGCCUCAGCUGACCCAAAAUCAUAUUUGGGUUUUUGUGUUUCCAUCAGCAAUGUGUGGUAUACUGGUUUGGUUGAAGUUUUAGUUGACUUUAGUUGUUCGCGAAGAUUUGGUUUGCAUUAACACAAAUCAUGGAUACAUGUACGGAAAGUUGAGCAAUUUACGCAUGAACAUAAUUAAUUUUUUGCAGAUCCUAACUUCUACAAGCUCGUUGGUAUAAAAAAGAAAGGCACUAGGACUGUGCAAAUAUCGAUAUUAUCGGCUCGAUUUUAUCGAUAUGAUAUCCGAUAUCUUUCGACCCGAUAUUUUCCGAUAUCGAUAAGACCUUUGUCCUUCCGAUAAUCAGGACAACACUCAAUGAUUAUGUUAAAAUUAGUCCAACGAAAUUUCCGAUAUCCGAUGAGUAGAACAUAUCAUAUCUACAAUAUUCAAAUAAUUGAAUCCAUUAUGUAACAGUAGGUGUCAAAUGACGCCGAAAUAGUCGAUUUUGUUUUAAAAUCCCUUCAUUAAAAAUAUCGGAUAUCGGUUCGAUACCGAUAAUGUCAAAUCCGAUAUAUCGCCGAUACCGAUAUUGAAUCAUUGGGAUAUCGCCGAUACCGAUAAAUCGUCAUUGUGCACAGCCCUAAAAGGCACCAUUCGUACAUUGAAAGUAUUUCAACAAAAUAUUUCAAUUCGAGCUUUUUAUGAGUUCCGAUCAAUGUUAUCGUUGAUUGAUGUUACCACGUUUUACUGUACUAUUUUAUUUCGAAUCUAACCUAACAAUAUUGUUUGUCUUGAUAUCGUAUAUCGUGAACUCAGGUAAAUGGACUAUCGAAAUAGGUACAUUGGAACUCUUUAUACAAAUUCGUCAGAAGAAAUCGAUAUGACAUUCAUAAAUUCAUA
Molecule: messenger RNA, 4162 nt
Organism: Aedes aegypti (yellow fever mosquito)
Lineage: Eukaryota; Metazoa; Arthropoda; Insecta; Diptera; Culicidae
Gene: NKAIN
Product: sodium/potassium-transporting ATPase subunit beta-1-interacting protein
Exons: 6
Coding region: 1310-2893 (527 amino acids)
Biological process (GO): regulation of sodium ion transport
Source: RefSeq, a predicted model, not a curated record